This is a messenger RNA of Corticium candelabrum, 1346 nucleotides long. RefSeq names its product secretory immunoglobulin A-binding protein EsiB-like. The transcript has 10 exons. Bases 213 to 1346 code for a protein of 377 amino acids. The record is from RefSeq and is a predicted model, not a curated record. Gene Ontology annotation, molecular function: protein binding. Lineage: Eukaryota; Metazoa; Porifera; Homoscleromorpha; Homosclerophorida; Plakinidae.
UGUGGCGUUUUCGGCACGCUCGAAUAACCGGCUGGCAGCUAUUACGCUCAUGUCGGCUCGGCCGCCCGGACCAGCUGCAGUCAUUUGCCUUCGACAAUUGCAACAUUGCAUCAUCAUCUGGCCACUUGAAAUGUGCAGCUCCAGUGCGCUGUCUGACUUUACUCUCAUCGAGGGGUACAAAUAAGCACGAUGGGGAUAUUCCACGUAGCUGGAUGGAGGCACUACAUCCCUCUUCGCGUGUUGCCAGCAGAUAUUGGUGGCAAUCACGUUCUGGAGCGAGUUGGAGCAGCGUACUUGAAGCAUUCAGAGCGGGCGGUCUGGUUAUAUCCAGCCUUGUCUUGCUUCGCCUUGUUCUUGGCCUGGACAGAUCUGAUGAACGGCAGAAGGUUGGAGAGGGCAGAUUUGUUGGAAGUGGCGUCCUCCAUCGGCUCUUCUCACCGGCCUCAAAAUUUUAUAUGAAACAAAAUCGAAAUCCAAAGAAUUCAUCUUCGACAUCAUUGAAGUUGACUUUGGGUCUUGAAGCUGCUUCGGUCAAAUUCCAUUCAAAACUAAAUGAAUGUACAGCUAUGGCUUUAAAUGGACUUGGAUUGCAGCAGGCAGCCAGUGGGGAUAAUGAUGGCAAGGCAUUUGAAUUGUUUUGUCAAGCAAGUGAACAUGAUUAUGCUCCUGCUCAGUUUAAUGUUGGUCUUUGUUAUGAAAGGGGUCGUGGUGUUGGGAGAGAUUUGAAGCAGGCAGCAGGAUGGUAUGCUAAAGCAGCUGCACUAGGUCACGCCAAGGCACAGUUCAAUCUCGGAGUUUUAUGCUACGAAGGUGUUGAAGGAAUUGAUCGAGAUGUGACUAAAGCUGUGACAUUACUUGAGCAAUCGGCUAAGCAAGGACUCGAACAAGCUCAGCUGUAUUUAGGCCUGUGCUACUCGAAUAGUAAGCAUAUGCCGCAGGAUCUGGAGCGGUCUGCUAAACUUUUGAAAGCAGCCGCUCAACGGGAAAAUCCGGUUGCGCAGUUCAAUCUUGGUGUUUGUUAUGAACAUGGACAUGGUAUUAGAAAGGAUGAGACAGAGGCAGCAAUGCUUUACAGCUUAGCUGCAAAGCGUGGUCACUCGACUGCACAAUACAAUCUAGGCGUCUUCUACGAAAAAGGCCAAGGAGGUCUGACUGUUGAUAUGAAAGCUGCCAGUUAUUGGUAUGAGAUGGCUGCACGUAGUGGUUGCGAGAAAGCCAGAGAAAGAUUGACGUCUGUGACAGAGGUCUCUUCCACGACUGAGAUAAAAACCGAAGUGUUAGGAAACGAAUGCCUUACAAGAUAUGAUUCAAUGUCCAUGCCACUGAUGAUGGCUAUCGUUCAUUGA